UUCUUCUCAAAGCAUGAACAUUUUCCGGUUGGCGGGCGAUUUGAGCCACGUCGUCGCCAUCUUCCUCCUCCUCUGGAAGAUCUGGACGACCCGCUCUUGCAAAGGCAUCUCGCUGCGCAGCCAGGGACUCUUUGCGCUCGUUUUCACGCUCCGCUACUUGGACUUGUUCACGACGUACAUUUCGCUGUACAACACGGUCAUGAAGAUUCUGUUCAUCACCUCGUCCUACGGCACCUGCUAUCUGAUUUUCAAAAAGUUCCGCGCGACGUACGACCACAACGUCGAUAACUUCCCGCUCCAAUAUCCCCUGGGCGCCUGUGUUAUCCUCGCUCUCAUUUUCAACCACAGCUGGGAUCCCGUCGAGUUGCUCUGGACUGUCUCCAUCUACCUCGAGUCGGUCGCCAUCAUGCCGCAAUUGUGGAUGAUCCAAAAGACUGGCGAGGCAGAGAGCGUCACUUCACACUACCUCUUUGCUCUUGGUGCAUACCGCGCCUUGUAUCUCCUCAACUGGGUUUACCGCUACUUUGAGGAAGACCACUUUGAUGCCAUCGUCGUGUUCGCCGGCAUCAUUCAGACUGUUCUCUACUGCGACUUUUUCUACCUCUACAUUACAAAGGUUCUCCGAGGGCAACGCUUGAAGAUGCCCAUCUAAAUCUAUUUGCAAGUUAUUUUCGCUUUGUUUUGCCAGUGUGUUUUCGGGCUGCAGGAUUCAACACGAGGCUUGUUUUGUUUUCUCGCCCCUUUUGCGUUUGCUUUUGCUUUUGCUUUUGCUUUUGCUCGGGUGUGCAAAACAACGAUCUUUUGCUUGAAUGUUGUUGUUGUUGUUGUUGUUGUUGUUGUUAAAGUCACAGCCUCUGUUUCAUUGUGUU
Messenger RNA from Capsaspora owczarzaki ATCC 30864, 869 nucleotides. RefSeq names its product KDEL endoplasmic reticulum protein retention receptor. Gene Ontology annotation, cellular component: cis-Golgi network; endoplasmic reticulum; membrane. Gene Ontology annotation, biological process: protein retention in ER lumen; endoplasmic reticulum to Golgi vesicle-mediated transport. Lineage: Eukaryota; Filasterea; Ministeriida; Capsasporidae. Gene Ontology annotation, molecular function: ER lumen protein retrieval receptor activity. The record is from RefSeq and is a predicted model, not a curated record. The transcript has 4 exons. Bases 14 to 652 code for a protein of 212 amino acids.